Molecule: messenger RNA, 1234 nt
Organism: Dentiscutata heterogama
Lineage: Eukaryota; Fungi; Glomeromycota; Glomeromycetes; Diversisporales; Gigasporaceae
Source: the annotation of a GenBank genome assembly
AUCUGCUGGAAUUUACUCAAGACCCUAACGUCAAAUCAAUAUCUCCAAAUAAGUUUCUGCUUAAAUUAGCUAAAGACAAAUGUUUGGAGUUAAAGUUUAAAUUCAACAUAGGAGAAGCAGAUGGAAAUAACACUUAUGUUAAAGGACUUACAUUCAUCAAUGUUGCUAGUGAAAAAGAACUAGAAAGAAUAGUAACUGUUGAAUUCAACGAUGACCCCAACUUACAUAAACAUCCAAAAGUAACGUUAGUUGGAAAUUAUGAAUCGAAUGGAAUAAAACCUUUAGAAAUGGAAUGGUCCUGGAUGUGGUCAGCUCCACAUAACAUGGACGAGGUUCAUCGAGGAUGGCGAAACUAUUGUUGUUUUGCCGAAUACGAUGCAAAAGAUAAUACUUUCCAAUUAUUGGCAGCCUUCACAUUUUGGGUUGCUGAUAGCCCACGAAGUUACCAUCAUCGAGCGUCAAAAAGCACAGGUUCCCUCGACGGAAUGUCAUUUCUUACAGGAACAUCAUCACUACUUCCAUCUUCUACAUCUACACCAUGGUCUCUCAAUCUUCCACGCAGCGUUCGUCCGUCAAGUCCAGAUACGGUAUAUCUUCCAGUCCCUGGCGUGUCGUCACACACAUCAGGGACCGCUUCCUCAAUUUCAAGUGGAGGCAGACGUUCAUCUGAUGACUUAAUGUUUCAACAUGAACCCGAGGAUGGUCCGUUAUUUCGUGCUACCCUUUCGUCAUAUGAAAAGAAAACAGGUUCAUUAAGACAAUAUAUAAAACGUAUACUUAAGGCAGCAUCUGCGGCUCAUGAAGCCAUGCUGGACAGUAAUGAUGCAGAUGAAGAACUCAUGGCAGCCUUAAGAGCAGCUGCAACUGCGCAUCCUCAAGCAUUUCAACCAGUUUUAGAUAGCUAUUUAGAAGAUGCUGCUAAAAAAAUUGCGACUUUCAGAGAAAGUCUUGCAAAUCAAAUGUCUAUCCUUCUUAUCGAACCUCUACGAAAAAUGUAUGAAAAUGAUAUUAAAGUAGCUGAUAGCAAAAAGAAAGAAUUCGAGGAUGAAUCUCGCGAUUAUUAUCAGUUUUUAUCUAAGUAUUUGUCCAUGAAAGUUGAUUCCGCUAAAGAGAAAAAGAAACUUGAGACUGAUUCAAAAUAUCAAAACAAACGAAAAACUUUUGAAUUGAAGCGAUUCGAUUAUUAUGCAUAUAUGCAAGACUUACAUGGAGGAAGGAAAGAUCAGGAAAUUUU